AUGGACCCAGAGCAACCAGACACUGACCAGUGGCUCUGGCGAAGAAUUGGCGAUUGGCAGAGACUAGCUUGUCAGAUCCACCGCAACCGUGUAAGGCGGAAAUGGGAUUCUUACCUCUGUGUUUACUACGCCAUAGAUAAUGAGUAUGGCUACGAUGAUAUUUGGUAUUGUGGCGAGUAUGAACACGCCUCGGACCGUGAUGAGUUGGUGCCCGUCGCGUGUCGGGAGUUGGUGCCCGUCGCGUGUCGGUUUGAGAAAAUGGAGCAAGGUGCAGUAAAACACUUGGAGGGGCGCGAUAAUGAAGCCGGGCCCUUGGUUGAGUUAAGCGGAGCAUACACUUGCUCCGAUCCAAGACCGGCAAGAAUGGCUCGCCAAAUAUCGAGCAAUACUCCCACCCAGCAGGAGCUAUCACAAGUUCAGGCGCCGCCGGAUAGUCUCACUCGGGCUUCACAAGCGUUCUUCCAUGGUUUCGACUUCCGAGCGACCUCGGAUGACGGCCCGACGUCGCCUAUGGUCACCUCCACCCAAGAAGGACCAUCGUCCCGCCACGAGAUGUCGACGGAUGAUGAAAUCAGUACCUUGCAAGCGUUCGCCAACUCUACCAUCCAACAGGAGACCAAAGGCCACGAAAGCUUCUGUCACGCUAUCAACUACAGAGCUUAUCGUUCAGUGACAACCUCUGCUGACCGAGAUAUUCAAACACGCAUCCUGCAACGGCUAAGCGACCCAGGCUCGACGCCCUUUGAGGAUGAUCCACGAGAGUGGUUGGCCCAAACGUCUACCACGCUGAGAAGUUGUUUCAUUGAGACAGAAGUGGCGACGAAGAAGCACAUGAUGACCAUACACACAUUCGUACAGCAACUACAGCACACAAAAUCCUUAUUAAGACUUUGCGCCAGCAUCUGUGGCCCUCAGUCAGGCGUGAAUGAGGCUUAUGAUCAGUGUAUUAAGGCAGAGGGCUUUGCAAGGGAGUUGAAUAUCGCAUUCCAGCGUCGGGCAUAUGACCUUUGGGGUUCACUAACUUUGCCUGACUGA
Molecule: messenger RNA, 1035 nt
Organism: Microdochium trichocladiopsis
Lineage: Eukaryota; Fungi; Ascomycota; Sordariomycetes; Xylariales; Microdochiaceae
Exons: 3
Coding region: 1-1035 (344 amino acids)
Source: RefSeq, a predicted model, not a curated record